UUACCCUCCGGAAGAUUACUCACACAACACACGCACACACACACACACACACACUGGUCAGUCAGUCUGUGCGUAUCCUACCUCGUGUGCGUGUUAGAUAUCCCUCUGGCUGUGUGUAUGUGUGUGUGCGUGUACGUGUGUGGGUGAGCGUGUGCGUCCGUGUAGGCCUCCUCCUCUUCCUCCUCCUCCUCACGGUGCACGGCAUGCCUUCCUCCUCCUCUUCCCUCCUCCACCUCCUCCUCCUCCUCUUCCUCCAUUACGUUAGCGCGCAGGAGAAUCCAAUCCCACCGGUAAUUGACGCAGGGAAGGAGAAGGUGAUUCGAAUCGUGGACCAGGAGUUAUUUGCGCUGCGCUGCGAGGGCUCUCAACCACUGCACUGGAACUGGACUACCAUGCUCCCGGAUGACGCGGCGGCGAUCACAGCAGAGACACAGGCAGAUAAGGAGCGGCCCUUCGUGUCCACCCUUGAGGUCAGCGAGCCAUACCCCGGAGACACUGGCUUCUACCACUGCCAUUACGAUGAUGCUGGGAACUUGGUCACGGACACGGACAGGGCGGCCUCCACGUACGUUUAUAUAUACGACGGGGAGACGACCUUCGUGAAUGGCCAGCCAAGCACCGCGCUGAGGGUUCGGACCAACGAGAAGCUGAUCCUGGACUGCGCCACUACUCUGCCAACCAUCAAAGUCACCCUCACCAAGGACUUCGUCGAUAUCACCUCCAAGGCAUUGUGGGACCCUAAAGUCGGUUUCGUCAUGCGCAACCUUGUGGUCCACGACUCCGGGUUAUACAGAUGCGAGGCGGAGAGAGCAGAGGCCAAGAUGUUUCAUGUGGAGGUGGUCUCUUCGGCGUCCGCAUUGCAUGACCCAAAGAUCGAGGUCAGCCCCAACCAACACUUCGUCCUGGGUAAGCCGUUCACCCUCAACUGUACGUUCGUGAAGGACUCCCUGGAGACAAAUGUGGCCCUUCACUGGAGCUACCCCAACGCCGGAGCUAAUUAUCAGGUCACCAAGUUCGAGAAGGGCGAUGGGCAGGAGAGGCUUGAUAUCAGCAGGCUUUACGUCCCCUCAGCCGCUAGGGAAGACUCUGGAACUUACACCUGCACCGCCUCCGCCCCGCAACACAGCCCCACCAGCGACUCCAGGACCAUCGAAAUCAAGGACAAGAUCAAGCCCUUCGUCAACAUCACCAGCACAGAGUUGAUCACCGCUAAGCAAGGCGACGCGGUUAGCUGGCACGCCGAGGUGAUCGCUUUCCCGCCCAACCCGAAGAUCAUCUACACGGACUGGCGGGGUCACCAGCUGCGCCAGAAUGACAGGCUAAGCAUGUCGUACGACCCUGUCACCGCCAAUGCACGGCUCCGCAUCACCAACGUCACGAGUUACGACUUCGGCCCUCACACCAUCACCGCCACCACCACCAACGCCACCAGCAACGCCUCCGUCACCAUACAAGUCAAGAGCUCUCCGGUAGUGGAUAUCCGUGGUCUUCCCCCCUAUCUGCCCCCUGGGAGACUCCUGCGCCUCACUUGCCUGGCCCAAGGGUUCCCAGUGCCUACCGUGACCUGGGAGUUCGAAUCCUGUCCCAACGGCCCCUCCUUCUGUUCGCUUGUUGAGGAUGCGGUGAGUGAGGAAGGCGAGACCCACCCUUCGCCAGGUAACAUCGUGAUGAGCCAGGUGACACUCCGGCCAUCCAUCUCCGGCAAGCUGAAAUGUACCGCCAACAACAGCUUGAACAGCACUGAAGAGGUGAUGAACGUGGCACUGUCGGAUAUCAAUGGUCUCUUCGUAUUCCGUCACACCGGCCUCACCACCACCACCGACAUCACCACCACCACCACCACCCUCACCGUCAUCACCAAGGACGACUUUGCCCUCCUCUGCGGCGGGAACAAACUCUACUACAAGUCCGUGGAGCUGACUGUGCCCUCUGCGACAGGCCUGGAGAUCAACGGGAGUGAGUCACAGUUCUCGCUACUGAAGGAGGCGACGACAGCGAGCGUGACAAGGGGCCAGGCGGGGAAGUACAUCUGCAGGGGGCAACCACACAACGCUAGCCUGCCCUCGGAGGUGAAGGGCGUCAAUGUGAUAGUCCUUGACGAGGCUCCAGUGACCUUCCUUGAGGACUCCAAUAUGAACAGGAACAAGACGGUCACAGUGAAGGAGAAUCAGCCAUAUUUUCUGAAUUGCACGGUGAAGGGGCGACCGACUCCGACCAUUACGUGGAUGAAGGACGACCAGCCCAUCACACAAGACUCCGAGUUCGUGGACGGCAAGACGACCUUUCUCUCGGAUGACCUGCAGCGCCUCGAACUCAAAUACGUCUUCGAGGACAAACAUGUGGGUGUGUACAAGUGCUCGGCCCAGAACCGGGUGAGCAAGGUGACGGGAACGCUCACCCUGACUGUCCCGGCACCUGGCCUAAGCAGAGAAGGUAAGAUAGGCCUCUCCGCAGCCCUCAUAGGCAUCCUCAUCCUGGCUGCCGUUGUCGUCUUCCUCAUGCGGCGAGUCAAAACCGAGCGGCAGUUUAGAAAGUCCUUCAGGCAGAAUGAACUCUACCUAUUUGAGAAGGGCAACAUCGGACAACUGAACCCAGACUGCGCAGCGGAUGAGCAGGCUGAGUUGCUGCCUUACGGAGAAGAGUGGGAGGUGCCGAGAGAUAGAAUUACAAUCGGCAAACAGCUGGGGUCUGGCGCCUUCGGUCGAGUGGUCAAGGCAUCCGUCACAGGCUUGGAGGGGCCGGCUGCUACCACCGUCGCGAUCAAGAUGUGCAAAAGCCAGGCAGACGCAUCCCAGGUCCGCGCGCUUACCCUCGAGCUCAAGAUAAUGGCACACCUUGGCAAGCACCUCAACAUUGUGAACCUGAUGGGCGCUAACACAGCUCAUAUGGGGAAAGGGGAGCUGUGGAUCCUUGUAGAGUACUGUCGCUUUGGGAAUCUCCUCGUUUUCAUGCAGCGGCAGAGGCGGAACUUCAUCAACCAAAUCAACCCUGAGACCGAACACAUCGACCCAAGUAUAUUGACGCUUGACCACGCCCAUGUGAUGUCCCCACUCUCCCCGCUGUCCCCCGGUGCUAGUUCAUGGCAGGGCACAUCAACAGGGCGUCACAACACAUUCACAGCCACACCAGGGUCACCAAUCACGCUGUCCGCACCUCCUAAGGGUCACCAGGCGCACAACCCCCUCUACAACGCUAACAUGGGGGGGGUGACAAUGGGAGGUGCGUCAGGGAUGAGAGCGGACUUACCAGAGGCGGAGAGCGGAGUGUGUGAUACCAAGGCGAAGCUCCUGAGUAGUGUGAGCAAUAGCGGGUCAGUGGAGAACGCAUACCAUUCUAACCCGACGUCCAAUGCCUCUGUGUCCUCCCGAGCGCCUCUCUCCCCGACAGAGUUUCCAAUGGGUGACACUGGCCUGCUUGACUCCCAUGGGCAGCCCUUCGUACAUGAGGUGGGCAGCGUCCCGGGGGUCAACGCGCCCUUCACCACCAGCGACCUCGUGUGUUGGUCAUGGCAGGUCGCACAGGGUAUGGACUACCUCGCCAGCAGAAGGGUGCUACAUGGUGACCUGGCCGCCCGGAACCUCCUACUCGCUGACGACAACGUGGUCAAAAUCAGCGACUUCGGUCUGUCCCGCGAGAUGUACAAGAAGGACGUUUACAUGAAGAAAGGCGAUGAUCUAAUGCCCGUUAAGUGGAUCUCCCUCGAGGCUAUAAGGGAUCGGAUCUUCAGCGUGCAGAGUGACGUUUGGGCCUUUGGGGUUACGCUAUGGGAGAUCUUUUCGCUGGGCAGCACGCCGUACCCGGGCAUCGAGGUCAACCCAGACUUUAUGAAGCUCCUUGAGGAUGGUUACAGGAUGGAGCGACCCCGAUAUGCCAAUGAGGAGAUAUACAAUAUACUCCUGUCCUGCUGGCGCGCUGAACCCCAAGACCGGCCAUCCUUCAGAGAGGUCGGAGAGGUUCUUGCUGAGAUGAUGAAACCUGAUAUCAAAGAUGAGUACCUCAACAUGAACGACCAGUACAUUCAGAUGAACGAGGCGCGUUUCAAGGAACAGACAGACUACCUCAACAUGUGUGCCCAGCCCCACUAUGAGAACAUGAUGACCACCAGGACUGAGGAUGAUGACACUAAGCCUUCAUUCAUGCAGGGUUUACCAGAGGGACAAACAGAAAUAAGACCAAGACGUGACACCCUAGACUCCACAAUGCGUCUGAACAUGUCCCCAGAAGCUGUCGGAUACUGCAACAUGGGUACCUUCUCCCCCUCCCCGCCCCCUGCCGCCGCUGCCUCUCCCACCCCCUCCUCACAACCCCAUUACCUCCCCAUGCAGUCUACCAGACACUCCCCCAGCCCACAGCCCCCUCCCUUCAGCCCCCAGCUUGAGGAUAAUGUGUUUAGCCCAAGACCUGAGGAUCCGCCAAGAUUCACUUUCCAGCAUGACGAAGGGAACGCCUUGACAGCGGAAACUGAGACCAAGUCCUUCCUGCCAGACACUGAUGAUUCACGGGACAGACGAAUCUCCGAGGACGCAGAGCACACAAAGUUUUUAAUCCACGACAAUUGAGACGGACGUGAACUUUUAGUAUUGCACUCUGUGUCACUGUAAUUUAACGGCCAGCUGUCACACAAGCUCCUUUUUCCUUGGGGUAUAUUCCAUUGCUAUCAGUCGGCCUGGUGAACGCUGGUUUGUGAGUUGGUAAUGACCUGACAAAGAUUACUAUUAGGUUACCGGACUCAACCUUGGCUUGUCUAAGUCACUAGUAUAAUUAUUUACGUUAUAGUCAUUCAUGAGCUUUAUUUUUCACUGUUAGGUUACUGCAUAUCAUUAUUCUACUUAAACAAUACUGCAUAAGAAUUAUAAUACAUGUACUUAUAUUUACUUUUCUAAGCAUGUGUGUGUGUGGUGUGUGUGUGUGUGUGUGUGUGUGUGUGUGUGUGUGUGUGUGUGUGUGUGUGUGUGUGUGUGUGUGUGUGUGUGUGUGUGUGUGUGUGAUACACUUCAAGUUUAUUGUAUGCAGUUGUACACUUACCCUAUUCGGUACUUAAUGUACAAAUUCUUUCAAAAUGAACAAAUUUUGUUGUUAAUUUAAUUGUGCCUUGCCAUGUGGUGUUAUAUGUGUUUGUGUGCCUUGAUGUACUUGGUGAGUGUGCUGUAUGCAUUCCUACAUGUAAGAUAUACAUAGUCCCUACUGUACAAAUUUACUGAUAAUAAACAUUUUGUAUUGUUA
This is a messenger RNA of Eriocheir sinensis (Chinese mitten crab), 5223 nucleotides long. Its product is annotated as vascular endothelial growth factor receptor 1-like. Gene Ontology annotation, molecular function: ATP binding; transmembrane receptor protein tyrosine kinase activity. Gene Ontology annotation, cellular component: signaling receptor complex. The record is from RefSeq and is a predicted model, not a curated record. Gene Ontology annotation, biological process: cell surface receptor protein tyrosine kinase signaling pathway; multicellular organism development; positive regulation of kinase activity. The coding region runs from base 204 to 4559 and encodes 1451 amino acids. NCBI's taxonomy places the organism in Eukaryota, Metazoa, Arthropoda, Malacostraca, Decapoda, Varunidae. The transcript is spliced from 28 exons.